This is a messenger RNA of Mucor velutinosus, 1023 nucleotides long. Its product is annotated as protoplasts-secreted. The transcript has 2 exons. The record is from RefSeq and is a predicted model, not a curated record. Lineage: Eukaryota; Fungi; Mucoromycota; Mucoromycetes; Mucorales; Mucoraceae. Bases 1 to 1023 code for a protein of 340 amino acids.
AUGAUUGAAAAAGGGCCCAUCUUUGUCUCUGGAGCAGAUGGCGAUAAAGGUUAUGCUAUUGUCAAGAAACUGCUUGAUACACCCAACUUACUACGCCUAGAUCCUCAACCUGUUUAUGCUGGCGUUAUCGACACCGAGUCUGAACUAUCACAAGAAAUGGGUUCUCUGGGAGCCAAUGUUUUAUAUUUGAAUGUAUUGGAAAACUAUGACAAGGCUGUGGACGCACUGAAAAAUGCGGCGAAGCUUAUUUUGGUGAUUGACCCAUUGAAUAAACGCAUGGCACAGGACAAUUUGUUCCGAUAUGGGCAAUUGCUAAUUGAUGCAGCAAAAGCAGCCGAUAUUCAACACAUCAUCUUCCUCACACCAUUCUCUAAGCUCGAUCGUCUCACGCCACCCUCUACAGCAUUCACAGCUGAAAAGCAGCCCCCAACGACUUACAGAUCCCAGUUCAUGCUAGUGCAAACUUACCUCGAGUCCGUAUUCAACAGCAAUAUGACCACAAUCCUUUGCUAUCCGGGCAUCCUUCAUCAGCACCUGCUAGUGUUCAAACACUACAUUCAGCAGCACAAUGCGUUUCCCUUGCCCUACAAGUGCCUCGAAAGCUCCGUUGAAUCGUCAAACCUAGACGAUAUAGCAAGAGCUGCUGCUUACAUUGCCCAUUCGCCUACCUCUCGACAUGGCGAUAAGGAAUACAAGCUCACUGGUCCUCAAAUUCUGACACUGAAAGAGGUGUGCUCCAAUGUCCUUCAUGGCUUGGGCUGCAGUAUCCAAGUGGAUACAAUGGAUGUCUAUCACUUGAGAGAUAUCCUGGUUGAGAGCAUGGGAGCUCAGAAUCAUGCAGAUUUCUUGCUGGAGAUUUGGGGAUUACAAAAGCAGCAGCAGUUGCAGGGACGUCGCCGAUUUGAGAUCACACGAGAUUUGGAGGCAUUGACCGGUCAAAGUGGCAAGACGCUGUUGGAGUACAUCCGGGAUGACAGCGUCUCUAGUCAUUUCCGGUCAUCCCAAAGGAUCGCCCUGUCGUGA